UGGUCGGUGGCUCGCGCGCGGCUCGGCGAUACUCUGGCGCUCGGUCGACGAACAGUCAGUCGUCCCUGGCCGUUCGAGGGGCACGCAGGAGUUCGAUGGUUACGCGUUGUUGAUUACGUUGCUCGGUUUUAUCGUGUCACGCGGUUUAUCGUUCACCCCUCGACGUUAACAACACAUCACAAACCCCUCUUCUAUCUCUUCCAAUUCGAGCCAAUAUAUAAACAUAUAUAUAUAUAUAUGUACUGAGUGUGUGUCGAGAGAAAAUCACGCUUUUUCUCUCCGUUUCUUCUAUUCCUAUUAUAUUCUAUACUCGAUCCUCCCGAUUAUAUUUUCUUUACGUAUUUGUACUCGGUCGGUAGACCGUGUUCCAUUUGGACACAGUCUACAGCGCGACUGUAUACGUCAUCGCAGUGUGCUCUAUGUGCAAUCAGUGAGAAAUCAGCCGGUGCUCAAGUUCGGCCCUCCGCGUCCGUCCACCUCCGUGUCCCGUCCCGUGUUUCGUCGUCUCCUCCUGCCUCCCCCCUCCGCUCCCCCCCUCCGCCCCCUCCCUCCCGCCCCCCGGAUCCUCACGGUUGCUCUCGUCACCUCGAGAGCACCACGGCUACAUUUAUGGGGGCGUCGUGCGCGGUCAAGGGCAGCAAGAGCCACCCCUGUCACUGCUGCAGCCACCUCGCCAGUCCCGGCGCGAGCGUGCAACAGCAGCAGCAGCAGCAGCAUCACCACCACCGCCAUCACCACCAUCAUCACGAGACGCACCACGCGCACCACCAGCACCAUCAUCACCACCACUCCGCCGGGAAGCAACCCUCCGCCGAGCUGCAGCCGCAGAACAACAACGGGGAUUGCAACAUACUGGCACCGCUGCGCAGCAAGAUGAAGGUGUUGAAGAAAUUGAAGCGCAAGAUGGGCCUAGCACCAAGAUCAUCCAGUGCUGGCACUAACAAUCUGCCACCACUGACGUUCCAUCAAGUUCAUGGUGAGAACAUCAGACUCUGCAAUGGCGGGACUAUUGCCAGAAGAUACGAAAGUUUUUGUAGAGGCAUCACAUUCAGCGCACGUGCCGUGCGGGUUGGAGAAAAGGUCUGCGUCAAAUUCCUCGAGAUCUCGGACAAUUGGAGCGGCGUGAUCCGUUUCGGUUUCACCAGCAACGACCCGAUCAACCUCAGAAAUGGGCUUCCGAGGUACGCCUGCCCAGACCUGACCAACAAACCCGGUUACUGGGCGAAGGCCAUGGCCGAGAGAUUCGCCGAAAGGGACACGGUGCUCUUCUAUUACGUCACGUCCGCGGGGGACGUGCACUUCGGGAUAAAUGGCGAGGAAAAGGGCGUGUUCUUCAGCGGUGUCGAGACACGGGGCCCAUUGUGGGCCAUCAUCGACGUGUACGGUAACAGCACAGCGAUCGAGUUCGUCGAUCCGAACAGGCAACACUUCAAUAACAUCAGAAGAGGGACCGAGCACAGCAACGAGGACAACGCGCAACACAGCAGGCACUCGGCAAUGGACGACGCGAGCAACGCGAGCAGAGACGUCGAGAGGAUUAUAGUUCCGUCCAUGCAGGGAAUGUCGAUCCAUCACGAGCCCGACGUCGAGCUGCCUGGACUCAGGUUUCAGCCUCCCGGUGUCAUCUUCACGCCGUUACCCUUCCACUCAACUCGAGGCAGAAACAUCCGUUUCAGUAAUCAACAGUGCGUGGCGACAAGGACCGACACGGAAUUCUGCCAUGGCUAUGCAUUCACAAGCCAACCACUGCUGCUAGGCGAACGUUUGGUCGUUCAGAUCUUAGCCACGGAACCGAUGUACGUUGGCGCCCUCGCUCUAGGCCUGACGUCCUGCGACCCGGCCCGACUCACUCCGGAGGAUCUGCCAGACGACAGCGAUCUUCUAUUGGAUCGUCCAGAGUAUUGGGUGGUCUCGAAACACGUCGCCUCGAGUCCUCAACCCGGUGACGAGAUAGCCUUCACGGUGACUCACUUUGGGGAGGUGCAAAUGAGCAAGAAUGGCGGGCCACCGAACGUGGUGAUGCACGUGGACCAAAGCCUUCAAUUGUGGGCGUUCUUCGACGUGUACGGCAGCACGCAACAAGUGAGGAUGCUUGCAGAGAGGCCUACGUCACCGCCUAGACAGCGCCAAAGCAAUCCUUCACCGGCGACAGUGUUGCAACAGCAACAGCAGCAGCAGCAGCAGCAACAGCAACACUGUAAUCACAGCAACGCGGCCACGGAACUGUCCAGAUUCUCGGAAAUGGUUCAGUUUAAACCAGCCAUAGGCGGAGGUACCGUGCUAGUGGUGAAUCUUCCGCCUCAGACAGGCUACGUCACACCGUCCUCGUCCACGCCCCAACCCACUUACGCAUCUGCCGGGCACAGAAAUCAGCACGUUCAUCUUCCAGCGACAGCUGCCACCGCGUCCACGGCGUCAACGUUGCAUCCUGGAUCAUCCAGACAAUCCUCGCCACCUCUGACGGGCACCAUGGCCAGCACAGGAUCCUCCACUUACGUGGAGCCAGUGAAUUACCAGAGCCUCGAUGGCACCCUUAUCUCUCAGGCGUCCUCCCAUCUGCAACAAUGGAGCGAGGGCCUCCAACCUACGCCCGGCCAGCCCAACGAAUGUUCAGUUUGCUAUGAAAGGAGCAUCGACAGUGUGCUGUACAUGUGCGGCCACAUGUGUAUGUGCUAUCCCUGCGCCACCCAACAGUGGCGCGGCAAAGGUGGCGGACAUUGCCCACUUUGUCGAGCGACCAUCAGGGACGUGAUCCGGAUCUACAGAUCCUGAACGAUGGCGCAGCCAGUCCGCGAAAGGAACGGUUCCUCCAGGGGCUGAUGCCUGGCCAGCUCGCGUUAAACUCGUCCUCUCGAAAGGCAAGCAAAAACACCGUUUUCAUUCGUACAAUUCAUCGUACGCAACGAUGAUUUUUGGUGUUCUCGUCUCUGUGGAGAAACUAUGCUUAGGAUAAAUAAAUAAUCAUCGGAUAACGGACUCACGUAGAAGCGUCCAAUUAUUCUUCUGCUAAUUCUUCCGCAGAUUUGGUCCUAUGUUGAUGAGUAGUUCGAUUGUUACGAGAUUCUCAGGAUCUUAGAACUUUAGCAAACAAUGGGAAAAAGAAAAAUGUAGAAAUGAUGUUUCGGAUGGAAAGAAGUGAUUUAAAAUUACGUUUGUUACUACCAAAUUGAUAUAUGAUAAGACGAGAAUAUCAUAUGGAAUAUCUUCGUUGGAUCGUGAAGACGGGAAAGGUUCUGAUUCAUCGACGGUUUUGCUAUAUGGAUUUAUAUUGCUGAACUACACAAGGUAUUCGCACGGAAUAGAUGGAAAAUUUAAAGGAUUCUAAACACCGAAAAAAAUAAAAAUAAAUAAAAGUUGAUAUGCGAAAAUAUCAAUUGAGGCUUAUUUAUUAAAGAAUAAGCAAUUUAAUUGUUUAUAAUUUAAUUGUCCUUAUUGCUUUAAAUGAGGUGAAACGGUUUUCUUUGUUUCGCCUCAUUUGGUGCAAAAUUAUGUUUCUUGUAACUUGUAAAAAAAUAAGUUUCAACCGACAUCUUUGUAUAUCAAGUUUUAUUCGUUAUAUUUUUGGUUUUUAGCCUCUUAAAUCUUUUAUUUACUUCGUACGCGCACCGUAUAUCAGUUUCAAACAGAGAGAGAGAGAGAGACAUAUGUACACGUGUAUGCCUUUGAGCUUGACAGAGAAAUAAAGGAAUGAUAUGAACGUAUGAAAGAUAGAAAAACGAAUGAGUGAAGAGAUUCAGAAAGAAAGAAAGAAAGAAAGAAAGAGAGAGAGUAACAUUAAUCUUAGAUAUUUUCACAAUCGAUAUUAUAUUAUAAUAUUAUCGCUACCGUUAUUAUCAUUACACAACUUACUGCUGUUACUAUUCUCAGCCUUUUAGUUAUUAUUUUCAUUUUGUACGAUUAGUAAUAUUAUUCAUUUGAUUCAACAACGACAAUAGUCGUAAGUUAUUCUCGAUAUGAGAGAAUAACUAUAUCGGCGAGUACCAUUAUUUUUUAUCACUGCAGGCGAAUAAAUCAUCGUAUCGACGAAAGUAUCCGCCAUUUGUAUCCAACUUUAGCCGAGAUCGAUAUCGUAGCGUGACUUUUAUUUAAUGAUUAAAAAAAAAAAAAAAAAAAAGAAUAUGCCUCGUGUGAUUAAUAAAACAGGCGCCUAGGGCGCGCGUAGGUUAGAUGUUUAUGUCGCUUUUUUUUUAACCCCUAUCUGGGUUUUACGUUAUUCAUUUUCCUCCUUCGUCUUUUAAUUUGCUCUCGCAGAGUUGGAACGACCGCGUCAUAAUCAUCGUGUCCUCGAGCUUGCAAAAAAAAGACGCGCGAGCGCGUGUCCUUUCCUCGUUUGUUACUUUCGACAAUAACGCUUGGAUAUGUAUGUGUAACUUUGAAAAAUAUUAAUUAGCGGUUCGAACGGUACCAUGACUGGUGUGGCGUGGUGUAUAAUCGACUGCUAUUGUAUUACGUCGUACGUUAUUACCAAAGAAACAACGCGACAUGAUUCCUCCCCGCUCUGUGUACGUUUUCAACAAACUCGUACGCAGCAACUCCUUCAUGCAACCAGCCUUAAAAGGACGAUGGUUUUUGAUACGUUUUAGAAUUUAGCGUUACCGUUUUUCUACCAAGUUCGCGCGCCUCCAAUGCCACACAAAAAAAAAAAAACGAACGUAGACUCGUCUCCGGCAAUUACAAUGCGCAAGAUCGUAAGAACAUGUUCAAAAUUUAUAUUGGACUAUGAUGACAUUGACUAAUUGCGGCCAAUCGAGGUUUUCGAAUGUAAAUUAUGUUUUUUUGGAAAAGAAUUUUCGAUAUUUUGAAAAAUAUUAAAAGUAUAAAAAUAUAACUCCAAAAUAUUGAAGCAAACUUUGUUAUAUAAUUAGAAAUUUUAAUUAACAAUAGAGAAGUUUAAUCGAUAUUGAAUUAAUUGUAUUUAUAAAUAUAUUGUAGCAUUGACAAUUUCCAAAAAGAUACAGUUCAAGUUCGAAAACUUCGAGCAUUAAAAGAUCGAGGCAACAAAAGCGUAAAAUUGUUCAUAAUAUACUAUUAAUUAUGGAAACGAUCCAACGAGACGUUACACUUAUAUCUUUAACUGCAAACCUCCGCGUUAUAUUCCUAACUUUAUUGAAACGACAAAAGUACAAGCAAAGUUACUAUACAUUAGAUUGCGUAGCGUUUUAAGAAUCAAUGUUUAGAGACUUUUAUCAGUGUUGACGACUAAAAGGAAAUUAUUUGAGAAGCUCAAUAGUCAAGCAGACGUUAGUUCGUCAAAUUUUUAUAUCUUCGAUGUUUAAAAAUAAUCUUAUAAUCCAAUAUUAGAAUAAUUAAGUUUCUAUGAUUCUUUUGAUUAUGAUAUCUAACCUCUCUCGACCAUCGAGUUUCUCACUUGUUAUGGACUAAAAAUAAUUUAUAGAAUUUUGUAGCGUCUCGUAUGAUCGUUCUAUUACUAUUUAAUGUCUCGAAUAUAUAUAUUUUUUGCGAUUGUAAUUUGUCUGGACGAGUAAUCACUGCCCCACGAGUUUGCAUUAUUUUGAUGCGGGCAAAAUAUGAAAUUGACUGGUCGUGAAAUGAUAACAAUAAUCUCAUUGCACGGUCAGUUGAACAUCAGAGGAUCAUCCCUCCCCAUGUGAAAUCGCUUUAUUUUCGUACAGUAAUGAAACACGCCUAAGGCGGCGAUGUUUCUCUCUUCCACCCGGCUAUCAGACGCAAAAAGAAAAAAGAGAAAAAAAAAGAAAAAAAAAAAAAGAAAAAAUCUUAACGACGAUGAGAGACGAGCAUCCUCGAGGCCGUGCCUUAUAGACAUUUUACCGACAGUCGGCAUCUCGCGUCGUUUGACUCGCGUUGCUCGUCUGAGUUUUCUCCUAUCGAUCGACAGAGAUCGCCCUGGCCAGAAGUUCGUCUCCCGAUCAUUCGUUUUAGUGAUCGAUGCUCUAUGCCUCCGCUCUGUUGAGCCUAGCGCACAAUUAUAGAAGUAUUUGAAAAAUUUGUGAGGAUAAAGAAACGAGCAACGCAGUGUGUACAUUUUGAUUUGAUUUGAUUUCGUUUUUUAUUUAAGAAAUCGUUAAUUGUUGCGAGUAGAUUAUUCUUGUGAUGCGUUUGAAUAAGAUGAGAUUGAUGGAAAUUAAAAAUUAUAUAUGAAUAGUAAAUGAAUUAAAAAGUGAAUUAUUCAUAGGAUUUAAAUUUUUUUAUAGUCUACAAGAUUAUAUAAAAUUACAAAAGAUGAUGUAUUAUACUUUAUGCCUAAAAAUGAAUUGACAAUAAUCAAAUAUUACUAUGAUUCUAUUCAAGAAAUAAAUAAUAUAUUAAGUUGUUGCGAAUUACAUAUUUAUGUAAUAUAUUUUAAGAUGUAAAAAUAUUACAUAUUUAUAUGGAUUUAAGUACUUAAAUAUUCUUACAUAAAAUAUAAAAAUAAAUUUUACAUAGCUUCAAAACUCAACUGCCACUUUACUAUUCUAGUCUUUACAGAAUUGAAAUGCAAACUUUAUUAUUUUUUUAAAUUAUAAAUGAGAAAUCAAUUUUUGAAUCAAGAAAGAAGAAAUCAAUGGCAUUGCCAUUUGUAAUAAAAUUAAUUUCCAAUUUUUUGUUCCAAUGAUUUUAUAAAUGAUUUUAUGAAACAAACGCAUCAUGUAACUAAAAAAUCUUUACUGCCUAUCACAUCAAUGUUCUAUGUGUUCAAUUAGACAAACUGUGCUUGCUCGUUCAACGAUUUUCACACUUAUGUGUACCGGCGAAAAAAAAAAUGAUUUGCGUCAAACAUUUCUUCUCCUGGCAAACAAAUUGUUCUUCUUGUGCUUCUUUGUUUGCGUGGAAAAGAAGUGUUCGAAAGAAUAUAUUUAAAAAAGAAAGGAAAACGAAGAAUAAACAUUCGCUGGAAAGAGAAAGUAAGAGAUAAUGAUAGUAAUGGAGAGAUAGAGAGAGAAGAGAAAGAGAUCACAAAAAUUGGGAUUGCGGUUCUUUGCCGUUCCCGAAGAUGCGAGAGCAAAGCGACAGAGAGAAAGAAAAGAGAGAGAUAGAGACAUAAAGAGUGAAAGAAGAAUAUUGUCGUGUCGGACAACGGAUGCGCAAUAAAGCAGUAGUGAAAUCUCUAGUCCAGCGAGCGGCAGCUUUAACUCGCCUGCCAAUCCAAAAAAGAAAUGAUGAGGUAAUGAUGAUGAUAAUGAUGAUGAUAAUUGUUGAAUUAAAAAAGAGAAAGAGGCGAUCUUAAAAAAGAAAAAAAAACGAUUGAGUAUGAAAGAGAUAGAAAAUGAGAGAAUAAGAAAAGAUUAUGAAAGAUUAUGUAUAAGUGUAUUUGAAUAUGUAUGAAAGAAAGAAAGAUAGAGAGAGAGAGUGAGAGAGAUAGAGAAAGAGCGAGAGAGAGAAUGAACAGAAAUUUUAUAAAAUACAAAGUUUUAAAUGAAGAAAAUUUUGCUAAUUAAUUAUCGCGCGUGUCGAGCAAAACAUAAAAAAAAAAAAGUCACGUAACAUGCGUAACGAGAAUCUUUUUAUUAGGAUACUCUAUUUACGAUAGAAUCAUAAUAACCGUAAUCGCGUUCGACUUCGAUGAAAAGUGACAAAGGCGAAACGUCGUUCAAUAUUCGCUCUUUCCGUUUCGUACGUUAUCAAAAAAAGUAACGAAAGUAAAAAUGAAAAAAAAAAAAAAAAUUGAAUAAAUAAAAAAAUGAAGAAAAAUAAAAAUUAUGUUCCAUUGAACGUAAACCUACAAAAUAUACGAUCAAUGGUACUUUUUUUUUUACGAAGAUGAACGAUACUAUAGAUAUUAUAGAUACAUAUUGAUUAUUAUUCCAAGGAUUGAUAAUGAACAGACGUUCUCGUUGAUGCCACCCGUUCAUUGUCGUCGUGUUGACAUUUAUUACCAUUUAUAUAUCGGUGUACCGAUCAAUCGAUGUUUUUUAUUUUCAUCAUCGUUAUUGUGGUUCUUCUCAUAUGCCUUACCCAACCAUCUCUCAUACAUUUUUCAUACAAACAUAACAUUUUUUUUUUUUUUUUAUAUAAUAGACAUAUUCAAUCAACAAGUUGGAAUUUCCUUUUUCGAUUGUCAUGCGAGGACACUUUUCUUUAUUUUUACUAUUAUUUUUAUUAUUAUUAUUGAUAUUAAUAUUAUUAUUAUUAUUAUUAUUAUUAUUAUUUUUAUUUUUAUUAUUAUUAUUAUAAUUAUUAUUAAUAUUAUCAUGAGUUUUUUGUACCACCACUCGGCGAGAUACGCACGAAGAGCAAAUUUAAAAGCGUAUGUGUCAGGAAUGAAAACGACGAAUUCGAGACGCGCGCGCGCGCGUUUUUAUAUCAUGUUACACCGAGUGUACUAUCCGUUAUAUCGCAGUUUGGAUAAAAAAGAAGAAAAUAUGUCACCCUUUCCCUUCCCUCAAGAUUGAAAGAUGAUUCUAUGUGCGAUAAGAGUUUUCUGUAACUGUAAAGCUGUCGAUUACGAAUUUAUACAUAUGUAAUAUAAUUCGUGUAGCCGCGUGCUGUCCUACACAAUAAAAAGCCUGUAAUAUCUAUGAA
Messenger RNA from Apis mellifera (honey bee), 8481 nucleotides. It is a transcript of the gene neur, whose product is annotated as protein neuralized. NCBI's taxonomy places the organism in Eukaryota, Metazoa, Arthropoda, Insecta, Hymenoptera, Apidae. Gene Ontology annotation, molecular function: ubiquitin protein ligase activity. The transcript is spliced from 4 exons. Bases 610 to 2772 code for a protein of 720 amino acids. The record is from RefSeq and is a predicted model, not a curated record.